Molecule: messenger RNA, 1266 nt
Organism: Trypanosoma rangeli
Lineage: Eukaryota; Euglenozoa; Kinetoplastea; Trypanosomatida; Trypanosomatidae
Product: putative WD-repeat containing protein
Exons: 1
Coding region: 1-1266 (421 amino acids)
Biological process (GO): iron-sulfur cluster assembly
Cellular component (GO): cytosolic [4Fe-4S] assembly targeting complex
Molecular function (GO): protein binding
Source: RefSeq, a predicted model, not a curated record
AUGCCGCUUUUCUCCACCACCGCAUCCGGUGAGAAGGACGCCGCUGGCGUCACUGAGCGACCGUUGCAUUUGUCUUUUGAUCCACCGCCGCUCCUUCGGGUGGAUCCUGUUGCGGUACUGGCGGGCCACGAGGAUCGCGUGUGGUGCGUGGCCUGGUGCCCGACGGCAAACGUAUUGGCCUCAAGUUCUGCUGAUAAAACAGUACGACUAUGGAGUUGCUCGCAACACGCAUCUGCUGUUGAUGGUCAGCAGCAGCAGCAUGGGAAGGAAAGUACCGUGUGGGAGUGCAUUUAUACAUUGCAGGGUGAACACAGUCGAACGGUUCGUCACAUUUCGUGGAGUCCCAGCGGGGAGUAUAUUGCCUGCGCCUCUUUUGAUCGCACGGCAACCGUGUGGAAACGGGCAUCUGACGGUCCAAGUCUCUUUGAGUUUGACCUGGAGGCUGUCCUUGAAGGACAUGAAAGUGAAGUGAAGUGUGCGGCAUGGCUAACGGACAGCACAUUGGCGACGUGCUCACGCGAUCGCACUGUUUGGGUGUGGGACCGCGUUGACGUUGGUGAAUUCGAGUGCGCCGGCGUGCUUGCAGGGCAUGCGCAGGAUGUGAAGGCGUGUGCUUGGAUCCCGCCCCUCGAGGGAAGCGCGAAGCCGCUUCUGCUCUCGUGCUCCUACGAUAACACUGUGAAGGUCUGGACAGAGUCGCACCGCCGCGAUGAUUGGUACUGCCUUCAGACGCUAACACGGCACGAGGAGACGGUCUGGGCUCUCACCGUGCAGCCUGUCGAGCAGUCCAUUGAGAACCUGCUGGCGGAGGGGGGAAAAGAGGGAGGGGCGGCGCCUCGCCUCCACCAGCCCAUCAUCUGUUGUUGCUCGGACGAUAAGAGCGUGACCUUCUGGAAGUGCAACGCUGAAGGAAAGUUCCAGGUGGUUGCCACCGCCACGGGCUUUGCCGCACGCUCCAUCUACAGUGUGAGUUGGGCCCCCAGCCGCUGCGGAGCCAUUGUGGCGUGCGGCAGUGGCGACAACAAAAUCACCAUCCUGGGGCUUCACCAGUCACCUGGGAACAAGGAGGUGCACGUUGCCGUCCUCGCAGAAGUUCCGUCUGCGCAUGAAGCGGAUGUGAACAGUGUCGCCUUCUGUUCAUUUCCUCAGGGAACACAGGAUGAUAACAAGGAAGCUAUGAGCGGCAACAGUGACGACGGCAGUGUGUUGCUGGCUUCCGGAGGCGACGACAACAUGGUUCGCCUUUGGCGUGUGGCAGCGGCGUAG